Messenger RNA from Plasmodium inui San Antonio 1, 795 nucleotides. RefSeq lists its product as hypothetical. The transcript has a single exon. Bases 1 to 795 code for a protein of 264 amino acids. The record is from RefSeq and is a predicted model, not a curated record. NCBI's taxonomy places the organism in Eukaryota, Apicomplexa, Aconoidasida, Haemosporida, Plasmodiidae.
AUGAAUAACUCUUCCACGGUAGCAUCGAACGAGAGUGCCCAAUUUCAGAAGCCCGUAAUUUAUAAAAAUCGGGCGAGAAGCAUGAUGCACCGGAGUGUCAGGAACGGGUCAGAAAAUCAACAGACCGAACAAGGCAAUGGGAUGAGCAUCGGGGACAAAAUCAGAAGGCUCUUUUCGAGCAAGCAUGAUCAGACCAUAAGAGAUUUGCAGAAAACGAAACUCACGAAUAAAAGCAUUCAAGAACAGGAAGCAACUGAGAGGAGCGUAAACGAAUUCCUUCCUACUGAUCAUCAGAACGUAGAAUGGCAGCCAGUGUAUCGCGAAAGUUGUAAAAUAAAACUGCCGGUGGACGAAAGUGCGACGAAAGUAGUCUUGCCAGAAGAGGUGCUGGACGACUGGGUUCAUAGUCAAAAGAAGAUUUCGCAACAGUUGAGGCAUAGGAAAGAGGGGGGAAAUGGCCAGGAGGAUCAAUACGAGGAGGAUGAAUACCAGGGGGACGACCUAUCCGAGCUGGAUAGUAAUUGCCUUUUCAGAAAAGACACCUCCAAAAAAUCGUGCAGGAUUAACAGCACCAAGGAGCAGUACUCCAAGUUUAAGUACUAUUACAACUACUAUUUGGUAGACGAGUACUUGGAGUCCUUGGCUAUGUCCCAAAACAAGAACCUCGACGCCACUGGGCUGGACGAGCACGGCCAGCUGUACGAUAACGUGAGUUUGAACGUGAAGCCGAUAAUCGUCUCAGAGCAGAGACUGGAGAACGGAGUCCCCUACGACCCCUCCAAACUGCUCCAGUGA